Messenger RNA from Mytilinidion resinicola, 2064 nucleotides. RefSeq lists its product as uncharacterized. Lineage: Eukaryota; Fungi; Ascomycota; Dothideomycetes; Mytilinidiales; Mytilinidiaceae. Gene Ontology annotation, cellular component: kinetochore. Gene Ontology annotation, molecular function: centromeric DNA binding. Gene Ontology annotation, biological process: attachment of mitotic spindle microtubules to kinetochore; kinetochore assembly; spindle attachment to meiosis I kinetochore. The transcript is spliced from 4 exons. The coding region runs from base 1 to 2064 and encodes 687 amino acids. The record is from RefSeq and is a predicted model, not a curated record.
AUGGCGCCCGCACCUGGAGGCACCCCGGGCCGCAAGACUCGCGGCGGAAACAAGUACUUCGACGUUGGCGUGCAAGGGCGGAAAACGGGAAUAACGCUCGAAGACAAAGGUAUUCGGGAUGAGUACGGCAUGGAACCGCUAGACGGCAUCUUCUCGUCGCCGGAGAAGUCUCCCCCAAAGCGUCCGACCGGUCGAAGGUCAGGCGGCACCGUCACAACAUCCGAGUCUAUGGAGGUUCAAGAGAGCUCCGUUCCCGAACCAACCCAGACGAUCAAGUCUCAAAACCUCCUCCGGAAAAGCAAGACGUUCUUCCCUCCGCCUGUCUCGCGCUCGCCGAUGAAAACAAACCUCGGAUCCUCUCCGCGCCGACAGUCUUCCAUGGGUCCCAGGUCCGCCGCACGAAAGUCAAUGGGGUCUCCCGAUCGCUCCGCAUCGCACCCAGCAGUCAGUCGGCGUCUCGACUUUUCCGUUGUAGAGGAGGGUCCGACUAGCUCGACUGUUGCGCGAUCAACCCCGGUAGUUAGACAUGUGAAGGGCGGACAGCGGCCGGCGCGCCCAGAUAUCUAUGAUUUGCAAGAGUCACCAGUGCGUGGGCAAAAGAGGACGUAUGAGGAAAGCAUCGUAGAGGAAGAUCCAUACACAAAUGGAAAUUCGGCAUUGCAAUUCAAUGGGUUGCAAGAGGAAUCGCUGUUUCCGCCAAUCGAGGACGAAUCUUUACAAUUUGUGCAAGGAGCCGAGGACGAUGACAACGCAUUUGGUGCAUCUUCCGAGGAUUCCUUACCUCUACCGGAGGUCACGCCGCCACCCGCAAAGAAGAGUAGGACAGGCAAAACGGGGAGAUCGAACGCGCUCCCUGUGGAAGAUGAGCCUUCGAUUAGGGAACCCACUCCUAAAGCGACCCAGGUGCAGAGAGGUGGAGUCAAAUCCAAAGCUGCACCGAGAAUCAAGCCUGCAAAAAGAUCAUCAAUUGCCGAGGAAUCAAGCCCAGCGCCGCCUCAACCAAGGAAAAGUGCUCCUGUGCAGCAUUCCAGCAAACUCAAGAAAAAAAUACCCGAGCCGGAGCCUGAAAAGGAAGAGGACGAGGAGGAAGGCGAGGUCGAAGACGAGAUUGAGGAUACAGACAGCAUGGUCGAGCCGGAUUUGAUCUUGGAAGAAAGUACAGUGGACGAGGAGCCAAAACCAAUGCCACCACCACAAAAGCGCGGGAGGCCGGCAAAGAACAAGGUCAAUGUACACCGUGACCAACCGUCUUCCAGCAAACAAGAGUCGAGAUUCAAGGUUCCAGCAAUUCCGCAAAAGAGGGCACAACGGAAACCAAAGCCAAAGCCAGUGCCUUCAGAACGCGAUCCGAAUGUCAGAUCCGGGUCAGUUGCAGCUUCGCAGCAAGAAAAAGGUGUAUCAAAGGCAGUCAGUGAAGCGUCAUCUACCGCGAGUACAAUUUCAAGACGACCACCCAUCGUUCGUGGUCUUCAGCAGCUUCGGCAAGGGACGCCCUUUGAAGACGUAGGCAUGCGAACCACGCGAUCCGGAAGAGCCUCUGUUAAACCGGUGGACUUUUGGCGGGGAGAAACCAUCAAGUACGAUCAUCUCAGGAACAAUGUAGAGAUUGUCCGCGCAGAUAACCGGUUGGAAUUUGAAACUGCUGGGAAGAGGAAAGGGGCUGUGAAACCGAAACGCAGAGCGAAGGUGGAAGAGGAUGUGGAGCACGAGCUUGACGAUUGGGAGGUUGAUCCUGGAAGUCUUACAGGCACUGUAACUGCCUGGGAUUCAGAGCUAGGCGUAGCCACAAAUGACCACGAAGAGCAAGAACUCGCGAUAGCAGAGGAGGGGGUCCCUUUCAAAGACGUAUCAGGGGGGCAGUUCCAGUUCGCCAAACUGAUUUCUGUUAAGAACUUUUUCGGCGCAGGCAUAAUCAAUCUCCCUCCUGGGGGCUUCAAACGACCGAGGAACGCGCGACAGAUGCAAUUCGCUUUCUAUCUCUUCGACGGGACAGCAGAGGUGACGAUAGCGGACGAAAGGUUCACUAUACACAAGGGCGGCUACUUUCAAGUACCACGAGGUUAG